This is a messenger RNA of Knipowitschia caucasica, 1737 nucleotides long. The record is from the annotation of a GenBank genome assembly. Lineage: Eukaryota; Metazoa; Chordata; Actinopteri; Gobiiformes; Gobiidae.
AUGUCAUAUCAGGAGGAAGAGGAGGUGGCCACGACUACUGCGGCGAGCUAUGAUCCCUACGCCUAUCCCAACGACUUCGACCUCCAUACCGGUGAUCCCAAAGCUGACCUGGCCUACGAGAGGCAGUAUGAGCAGCAAACCUACCAAGUUAUUCCUGAAGUGAUCAAAAACUUCCUGCAGUAUUUCCAUAAAACCAUUUCUGACCUGAUCGAUCAAAAGGUUUAUGAACUGCAGUCGAACAGAGUUUCCAGUGAAAGCAUCGAGCAAAAGAUCUAUGAGAUUCAGGAUGUCUAUGAGAACAGCUGGAAUAAGUUGACUGAUCGUUUCUUCAAGACUUCCCCUUGGCCUGAGGCAGAGGGUAUUGCUUCUCUGGUUGGCAAUGAUGCUGUAUUCCUCAUCCUUUACAAAGAAUUGUACUACAGACACAUCUAUGCUAAAGUCAGCGGUGGACCAACUUUAGACCAGAGAUUUGAAUCCUACUACAACUAUUGCAACCUUUUCAACUACAUUCUCAAUGCUGAUGGCCCUGCCCCCCUGGAACUUCCAAACCAGUGGCUGUGGGACAUCAUUGACGAGUUCAUCUACCAGUUCCAAUCCUUUAGUCAAUACCGCUGCAAGACUGCAAAGAAGUCUGAGGAGGAGAUUGAGUUUCUGAGGAGCAACCCAAAGAUCUGGAACGUGCACAGCGUCCUCAAUGUCCUGCACUCACUUGUUGAUAAAAGCAACAUAAACCGCCAGCUCGAGGUCUACACGAGCGGAGGUGACCCGGAGAGUGUGGCUGGGGAGUACGGACGCCACUCUCUCUACAAGAUGUUGGGAUACUUCAGUUUGGUGGGGCUUCUCAGGCUUCACUCUCUUCUCGGUGAUUAUUAUCAGGCCAUCAAAGUCUUGGAAAAUAUUGAGCUCAAUAAAAAGAGCAUGUACUCUCGUGUGCCUGAGUGCCAGAUUACCACCUACUACUAUGUGGGCUUUGCUUACCUGAUGAUGAGGCGCUACCAGGACGCCAUCAGAGUCUUUGCCAACAUUCUCCUCUACAUCCAAAGGACAAGAAACAUGUUCCAGAGGUCGACAUACAAAUAUGAGAUGAUUAACAAGCAGAAUGAGCAGAUGCACGGGCUUCUGGCCAUCGCCCUCACUAUGUAUCCAAUGCGCAUUGACGAGAGCAUCCACACUCAGCUGAGGGAGAAGUAUGGAGACAAGAUGCUGCGUAUGCAGAAAGGAGACUUGCAGGUGUUUCAAGAGUUGUUCAGCUUUGCUUGUCCAAAGUUCCUGUCUCCUGUGGUGCCAAACUAUGAUAAUGUUGAUCAAAACUACCACAGGGAGCCCUUCAGUCAGCAGGAGAAGGUGUUCACUGAGGAGGUGAAGCAGCAGGCUCAGCUCUCCACCAUCCGCAGUUUCCUGAAGCUGUACACCACGAUGCCUGUGGCCAAACUGGCCGGCUUUCUGGACAUGACUGAACAGGAGUUCCGUAUCCAGCUCCUGGUUUUCAAACACAAGAUGAAGAAUCUGGUUUGGACCAGCGGCAUCUCUGCUCUGGACGGAGAGUUCCAGUCUGCCUCUGAAGUGGACUUCUACAUCGACAAAGAUAUGAUCCACAUUGCUGAUACAAAAGUGGCUCGUCGUUACGGAGACUUUUUCAUCAGACAGAUCCAUAAAUUUGAGGAACUCAACAGGACGCUGAAGAAGAUGCCCACUGGAACCACGUCAUCCAGCAGCAGUGCAGCCCGCGGAGUCUGA